AUGUCAUACAGAUGGCGGCCCUGGCUUCUACCUGACCUCAAUGACCUUGAGGGGAUAGAGGACCUUGUCAACGCCGAGAGCGACGAGAGGGUGAUAGCUUUCAAAGACUACCAGCUUUCAGCAUGCCAAAUGAUCGCCGUGAUAGGCGCUCUCGUGGCACAAGCGGGACUCUCAGCACUUUCCCUCUCCUCUCUGGAGGAGAUGCACUUUACUGCUCGCGGUUGCUUUAUCAUCAGUAUGAUCAUAGGCCUUGUCGCAACCUUCUGUGCUGCACUCCAGCAGCGUACAUUCGGAAAUGUCAGCAGUGCCGAUGAAGUAAGGGCUUGGCUCAGCAGCGGCAAGCAGUAUAAGAGCCACGAGGGCUUGUUGCGCUACAAAGCUUCUGUAGCGGCCUGCCAGAUACUACAAGCUCCAUUCGAACUCGUCUGCAUGUCUAUCACCGCCUUUGUCAUAGGAUUCGGACUGUACCUGGGCUUCGCAAUGCACAACGAGCUAGCUCUAAGUCUGGGCCCAAAUGCCAACCGCACCCUUCUCAUCUUUUAUCUUGUCAUCACGGUCUUUCCACUCGUGGUGAUCGGGCUACUUCUGGGGACGCAGGAUAUAGAACAGCUUAAGCUCGCGGGUUCCACCGACUACGUUCCGAGAGGAUUUGGACCAUCGGCACCCGUUGCACGAAACACUGCGCAUCUCUUCCCUCCCGGAGUCAAGAGCUUGCUUCCGUUGGCCAGUGAAGGCCAGCAAGGGGCUCCACACAAUCGGCAGGGAGAAUCCGGCGACCAAGACCUUAGGAGAGCCUUGUUGGAGGCUGCGGCUGCCCAUCGUCAAUGCGCAAAAGCCAAUGAGGAAGUCGCCAUUCAAUAUGAACGUUUGUGUAGAGCUAGUUGA
This is a messenger RNA of Coniosporium apollinis CBS 100218, 885 nucleotides long. RefSeq lists its product as uncharacterized. The coding region runs from base 1 to 885 and encodes 294 amino acids. NCBI's taxonomy places the organism in Eukaryota, Fungi, Ascomycota, Dothideomycetes. The transcript has 2 exons. The record is from RefSeq and is a predicted model, not a curated record.